Molecule: messenger RNA, 270 nt
Organism: Cinara cedri
Lineage: Eukaryota; Metazoa; Arthropoda; Insecta; Hemiptera; Aphididae
Source: the annotation of a GenBank genome assembly
AUGGCAUCCACCAACCGAGCGACGUCUGAAGCCAACCGCCCAAAAUAUUCUCGGGUAUGGAGCCACACGGACCACGGAACGACUCCCGAUCUUAUUGAAUCCUUCGCCCGUUUCACUCUGACAAAGCACUCCACAAACAAGGAUGACAAAGUGGUACAGUGGUCAAAAAACCAAGGACAUCGAUCGGUGACUGUGGCUGCACAGCACAAACACAGUACGGUGCACGGGGCCGUCAAAUUCCUGAAGCGGCACGAGAGCUCCAAAAUUUGA